CUUCUUGCGGUCUGUCAGGCGAAAGACGGGAUUACGGAUGUGACGAUACGAUGACGCGAGAUCCGCAACGACGGGUAGAUCACCCGUACGCUGUAGAUCGGCGGCGGAUACCGAGGAUGGUGCUUCAGAUUCUGUUAAUUCAGAAUUUUAUUACAUUUGGCGCUGUCGCUCAAAUAGCCGAAUGUCCGCCGCCGGAAAUAAUAACGGGCUGUCCCUGCUAUAACUUUGAAGACGGUCUCUUUCUGGAAUGCGCUGGCGCUACGGAAGAGACUCUAAGGACCACGCUACAAGGCGUGCUGAGUACCAGUGGCGCGGGCACGAUGGUACAGUCGUUGAGUGUUUACGAGCUCGACAAAAGCAUCGAAGAGCUGAAGGAGGGUGCCUUCCCUCCCGGCUCGCAAAUCAGGCAUCUUCAAAUAUCACAUUCAUCUUUGCGGGAAGUAAGCGAGAGCGCGUUCACGAACUUGAAAGACAGCCUGGAAUCCCUGGCACUGGUCUCCGGCCGUUUGCCCCACGUGCCUCAAAAAUCGUUGGCCAAUCUACGGAAGCUGGCCGCUCUGGACCUCGAGACGAACUUGAUACAGGAUCUCUCGUCCUAUUGUUUUUACGGCUUGAAGCUGAUGAAGCUGACGCUGAAGGGUAAUCAAAUAUCGAAAAUUUCCGAAUACGCGUUCGCGGGCCUCGAGGACAGCCUGAGCGAUUUGGAUCUGGCUGAGAACAAGUUGAAGCUGUUUCCCAUGGCUCCCUUGAGACGACUCGAGAGCUUGGCUUCGCUCAGGCUGGCGUGGAACGAGAUAUCGGAGCUGCUCGACGACGGUUACAGCCUUCUCAGCUCCCUGCUGAUCCUCGAUCUGAGCAGCAACAAUUUCGAGAAGCUGACCGAGGACUGCUUCAGGCCCUGCCCCAUCCUUCACACCCUGUCCCUCUACUACAACUCGAUCGAGAGCAUUCACAAAGACGCCUUCGCGUCGCUCAAGGAUCUAGAGUCGAUCGAUUUGAGCCACAACAAGAUAGUGUUCCUCGACGUGGGGACGUUCAAGGGGAACGAACGGCUGCGCACGAUCGAGCUGAGUCACAAUCACAUUCACUAUAUCGGCGGCGUGUUCGCGCGGCUGCCCGAGCUGCGGGAACUUUAUCUGGCGGAAAACAAUAUCCUGGAGAUCCCGGGAGAUGCGUUCGCUGGCAGCGUCAGCCUCGCGGUGGUGUAUCUCCAGCAGAACGCCAUCCGUAGAAUCGACGCCAAGGGUCUCACGAGUCUCACGCAGCUGGCGCAAUUGCAUCUGAGUAACAACUACAUCGAGAAGGUGCCGCGGGAAUUCCUCGAGCACUGCGAGAACCUCUCCUCGCUCUCCCUGGACGGUAACAAGAUCCGCGAGUUGCAGCCGGGCACAUUCCUUAAGCUGCAUCAAUUGCGCGAGCUGCGGCUGCAGGAUAAUCAUAUAACGGAGGUGAAGCGCGGCGUUUUCACGCCGCUGCCGUCGCUCCUCGAGCUGCAUCUGCAAAACAACGCCAUCACCUCGAUGGAGACGGGCGCGCUGAGGACGCUCAAUAGCCUGCAGCACGUUAAUCUGCAGGGCAAUCAGUUGACCAUGCUCGGCGACGUCUUUCAGCUGUCCGCCUCGGAAUCGUCUUCCGGCGGGAGCUCUUUGGUGUCCAUUCAGCUGGACAGUAACGGCCUGGCUGUUCUACACAAUGACUCGCUGCGCGGCCAAGCGUCCGUCAGAAUUAUGUGGCUCGGCCACAACAAGCUCACACACCUGCAAGCUCCUCUCUUCCGGGAUCUUCUUCUGGUGGAGCGCCUUUAUCUGACGAACAAUUCCAUAUCCAGGAUCGAGGACGCCGCCUUUCAGCCGAUGCAGGCUUUAAAAUUUCUCGAGCUCAGCAUGAAUAAACUGAGUCACGUAACGGCGAAGACGUUCUCGGAGCUGCACGAGCUUGAGGAGCUGUAUCUGCAGGAUAACGGCUUGAGAAGGCUCGAUCCUUUCGCGUUGACGGCACUUAAGAAGCUGAAGGUGCUGGACCUGGCGAAUAAUUAUCUCACCGUUUUGCAGGACGCGAUUUUUCAGGAGGACCUGCCGAUCAAAACGUUGAAUUUGAAGAACUGCUCGAUAGCCACGAUAGAAAGCGGCGUCUUUCGCGGGCUCAACAACUUGUUCGAUCUCAACCUGGACGACAAUCUCCUCACGGCGAUAGCGCUGCAGCGUCUGCACGUCCCCGGUCUUCGCACACUCGCCGCGUCCGGCAACAAUUUCAGUCAGAUCACGGAGCACUGUUUCAACGGGCUGCCCUCCCUGCAGGACCUGUUCCUGGACAGCUCGCAAAUAAGCAAUUUGCCGGAUAACAUCUUCGUGCUGAAUCGAAAUCUGGCGCGCCUAGACUUGAACCAUAAUCACCUGAGUGCUCUGCCGCCGAAUAUCUUCGACCGGUUACUGUCGCUGCGGGAGAUACAUCUGAAUCACAAUCAAUUCAAGACCAUCCCGUACUCGGCGCUCGCGAGCGCCCUGAAUCUCGAGAUCCUCACGCUCUCGACCAACGAGAUUCUCAACGUCGACCUGGCCAGCUUCGUCAGCUUGAGGCAUCUGAGAGAGCUGGAUCUGAGCCACAAUAAGAUCGAGACGAUGUCCGGCUUCGCGAUGGCCAAUCUGUCGCGCUUGAUAUCCGUGGAUCUCAGCCACAACAAUUUGAACGCGCUGCCGGCGAACUUCUUCGCGCACUCGUCCCUGCUGCGCAGAGUCGACCUGUCGGAGAACAAAUUCCGACAGAUACCCGCCGUGGCUCUCUCGGGUCAGAAUCUUCCCAAUCUGGCCUGGCUGAAUCUCACGCGGAACCCUCUAAACAGAAUCCACGAUCUGCCGUCGGAGGCGAUGUACCCUAUUCUCCAGGAGGUGCACAUCUCCGGCACCAAUCUGAGCAUAGUGACCUCGCAGGAUUUCGAGGCGUUCCCGGCGCUGUUGCACCUCUACCUCGGCCAGAAUUGCAUCCUACGGGUGUCGCCGGGCGCGUUUCGCAGCCUCCCGAAUCUGCUCACCCUCCACCUCGGCAUGAACAGCUUGGAGAUACUGCCGAAGGAGCGGCUGCAGGGCAUGGAGCAUUUACGGAUACUCAACCUGACGCACAAUCGCCUGAAGGAGCUGGAGGAAUUCCCGGAGGAUCUCAAGUCCCUUCAAAUACUGGACCUGUCCUACAAUCAGAUCGGCAUCGUCGGCAAAGUGACGUUCAAGAAUUUAAUUAGCCUGGUCGAGCUGCAUCUUUAUGGUAACUGGAUAAACGCCAUCUCCAGCGAGGCAUUUAGGCCCCUGAAGAAGUUACGUCUACUUGACUUGAGUAGGAAUUACUUGGAGAACCUGCCGCUGAACGCUUUCCGGCCACUCGAGACGCAAAUAAGGAGCUUGCGGGCUGAAGAGAACCCGUUACAUUGCGGCUGCGAGUCGCAAGAAUUGUGGGAAUGGUUGAGAGACCAUCAGAAAUUGGUGAGUGGAGUCGGCGGUGGUCGUAGCCGCGGAAGAAAUGGUGUCGGAGUCGGUGACGUCGAGGGCGGUUUGUUAAGAUGCGAGCAGCCACCCGAACUCCGGGGUCUCGUCUUCCUCGAUCUUGACCCCCACGCCUUCUGUUCCGCUCCGCUGGUCCUGAAACUCGCAAUUCAGGACAUUCAGCCCUUCUCCGUUCUGGUAUCGUGGCAGAGCAGGAAUCAUUCCGGCCUCCACGGAUACCAAGUGGCGUAUCACGCCUUGGACAACGUCGACGAGGUUCGUGGUAAGCUGCUAGAUCCAAAGGCACGUUCGGUGAGAUUGACGAAGUUGGCAUCUGACACGCGCUACCUGAUCUGCGUGCUUGGCUUGGGCAGCUGGGGCACCCCGAUCCCGGAGGACAUCGGCUCCUGGCAGUGGAACGCCUCGCACGACGACGUGAUCGAGGGAUCCUCGUUGCCCGUGAUGGUGAACUCGCUCACUAGUCGGUGCACCGAGGUCAGAACUUUGGACGCGCCCGACUCGAUAGUGGGCGACGGCACGGUGAGCGACAGGGGCAGCCUGGCCAAUAUCCUCACAAGACGGCUGGGCCUGAUCGUGGGCAGCUGCAUGGGCUUCGUGGUCUUCGUGGUGCUGAUCUCCGUUCUCGGCUACAUGAAAAUGAAGAAGCAGCGGGCGACGAUCAAGCGGGAUCAGCCGUUGUCCUCGAAUCCGCCCGAGUACAUGUCCUACAGGCACUUCUCGUUGCAGAGCGGCGACAGGGCGGAGAACGCCUGUCCGAGUUUCAUCAGUAACAUCGGCCCGCCGCCCCUCGGCUCGUAGCAGAAGGCGAAGGAGUCUCGUAAAGAGACCGCUCAACAUGACAUCGAGAUGAAAACCGUGUCGACUUGCACGAGUAUCUACAGCUAAUAAUCGCGCGCCGCGAGACGAGGAGACGGCGACGGCGACGGGCGACGACGGGCGUCGUGUCGACGACGCUUCUUCCGGCGUCGUCGACAGGAAAAAGUGACGAGGAACGGGACGGGCCGCGCGCGCGUGCACGCUGGUAUCGGGAGUCUUUUGAACUUUUAACGCGCGCUUCGAAGUAAUCGAAUAAGAAACCGUCGAUUAUGUCGAUCACAUCGUGGAACGAUGAUUUGUGACGCGAUCGUGGCUUUUAUGAUCCGCGGCCGUCACGAGUCGACAUAAUUUCUUUUCACUCCGCGAACGUAAUCCACGUGACAAAUCCACGCUGUUCGACUUGCAUGUAGGAAAUAAUAGAAAAUAAAAAAUUAAGCGUCACGGCUGAAUCGGCAAAAAUUUUUUAAUCAAUAACAUAUUUCAACACCGUAUUUCGACGUAGGAGAUUUUUGUACCGUACACCGUCGAACGUGACCGCGACGUCAAUAUUUCCGCGAUUGAGCUCACCUCGUGCACGAAGGAAUUCGAAUUGUUAGCAAAGUGCCAAAAAUAACCACCUAUACGUGUUUCUACGUACAAUUCACAAAGCGUCUCACCCGCGAUCGCUUUUGCAGGGGGUGUGUAAAACGCGCGUGACUUUCACACGUGUGAGAAAAAGAAAAGAAACGUCCUUCGAGUGGCUUAAAUCUCAUCAUCCACGCAUCGGCGAACGUCAGUACGCACGACGUUCGGCACGUCACGUCAUUUCGAAACUAGUGCCGAAAGGAAGGGGGGGGUGGGGGGCUGGGGGAGAAACAUUUUCGCGCGAGGUCCAAAAGGACUGCCAGCGAGAAAAUCAAACGUACGCGAUAAUAUUAGCAUUUUGACAGGGGAUUUUACCGGAGCGGAUUACUCUUUACGAUUUUUCCUUCCUUUUUUACGAUGUACACCAUCGCCGGAUGGGAUAGAAAGAACCGCCGGCUGUUAUCGGCGAACAUUUCCGCUGCUUUUACGAAACGAGCAACCGAGCACAACGACGCUAUCGAUCCUCUCUCUCUCUUAACUCUCUCGAAAACUUCGAAUUCUCCUCGUACGAAGACUGAUUUUUUACGCCGUUUAAAAUUUCCUUCCACAAUUCCGAGACUCUCCUCUGCGUAUCGUACACUUGGCGCGACACUUUUUUGUAAAUAUGCAAGGUGACGCGUCCCUCGCGGUAUCCCAACGAUCGAUGCCCGCGGGGACGUGUAUCUCCGUGAGAUUCGUCUCUUUAUAGUGCUGCGCAAGCAAUAUUACACUUAUUCGUAUUGAUAGUUUCUAAUGAUCCAGCACUAGCGUUAAUUAAGAAGAAACGUCACGAUGAAAGAACGUCGGCGACCAUCGUCCUUCAAAUCCAUCGCGCGUAGGAAAGAUUUUAACGAACGAUCGCGUGAUCUAGCCUCUUCGAUUUUGAUAAUAUCACGUCACGGGGCGGACGCGCAGUCUCGUGACACUCGGAACGAAACGCAUUCGAACUCUUGAAUCUGUGAAAGACUAAGUGUGAUUCCUGCCAAGAAAAAGAAGAAGAAGAAGGAAUAAUCGAAUCUAAGUUGCCAAAAAAAGAAAAAAAAAAGAAAAUGUUAACUGUGUAUCGAGUAACGUGAAAAGAAAAUCGGUUUAUUGUAUAUAGAUAGAGGAUAUGUAUACACAUAGCAUUCUUUAUUAUAGCCUAGGCUUUCGGUUAAUAAAAGUACCCCACAA
This is a messenger RNA of Wasmannia auropunctata (little fire ant), 6083 nucleotides long. Its product is annotated as chaoptin-like. The transcript is spliced from 4 exons. NCBI's taxonomy places the organism in Eukaryota, Metazoa, Arthropoda, Insecta, Hymenoptera, Formicidae. Bases 51 to 4289 code for a protein of 1412 amino acids. The record is from RefSeq and is a predicted model, not a curated record. Gene Ontology annotation, molecular function: protein binding. Gene Ontology annotation, cellular component: extracellular matrix.